Molecule: messenger RNA, 1323 nt
Organism: Daldinia loculata
Lineage: Eukaryota; Fungi; Ascomycota; Sordariomycetes; Xylariales; Hypoxylaceae
Exons: 2
Coding region: 461-1144 (227 amino acids)
Source: RefSeq, a predicted model, not a curated record
GAUGCUAAUUUGGUUAUUUUAUUUGACUAUAGAAAUAGCAACUACUAUAUAUAGAGGGUUCGUGACGAACAAGUACUUAGGCCUACCAAGCUCUACACUAUCAAUAAUUAGUUUUCUAGCUUAUCCAAAUAGUACGCCGUAGGACAAUUCCGGCCCGAGCCCAUCAAUGCAAUAUGAUCAAUAGCAACACCCGUACCCGGAGGCUGGCAGCCAAAGCAUGGAUUAGUGAGCAUUAUAAAGAGACCAGCGGGGGCUUUCGAGAAACGGAGUGGCAUGGCGUUUCAUUGCAUGGCUCAUAGCAUUAGUACUCGCGCUUUCGGCUUAAAACCUAUGCUCCUAGCUCCCGCUAGUGAUACGAGCUCUCUUGGCGUAUUAGCGAUGGAUAUUUACCUACCAAUAUACUCCAUAUCCAAAAUCAUGGCUAUUCCCAUUUACAGUUUAAACGGAUAAGAAAACCAUCAUGAAUUGGAUUCGGAAAAGUGUAGGAACGGCCCUGGUGGUUGUUGGUGGAGGCGGCGUCUACUUGACUAUGACGACGAACUUAAUAUCAAAACUACCGGCAGACGACGAUAUAUGGACCAGCAAGAGUUUCGUUCAUUUGAAUCGUCAUCGUAACCCGACGAUUCAGGAUUACGCUUGGAAGCGCCUGCCUCUAUCCAAAGUCAGACCUGAUCUUGGAGACGACGAAGAAGCUAUAGCAACUGAGUUUUGUCGUGGGGUGUGGGCUGGAUGCGCAUACAUACCACAGCGCAUUCUCACGACGCUUUCUUUAAAAGGUCCCAAGACGAAAGACCAACUCUUCGACCAACAACAAUUGGCGUCGUCUAAAUAUGAGCUCGGGACACGCUUUUCAGACCAGUUCGAGGUAGUGGAGAGGACAAGCAAUUCUGUCACAAUAAGAGCGGCAGGGUCACCACUCGAGCCCGGUCCACGCGAAUUCGACGGGAUACUCAUUUUGACUGCUAAAGUGAAUAGAGAAGACAGAACGGUUGAAGUCGGUAUAAAGACGGCAUUCUUCAAUAGCGUAGCGCCCGUACGCGAUGGGAAAAUGCCAUCGCCUUUUGUUGUUGAAUUGCUUCAUCGAUACUAUGCCCGGGCGCUGGUGGACAGCGGAGCACGAAGACUGACACGAUCAAGUCCGUGACAUCCCUGAAAUUUUAUAAGUUCUGAAUGGACAACUCGCUUACAUCGUGUAUGAAGUACUGUAUAACGAAAUUCUCAACUCAGCUUUUUGAAUGAAAAUAUAUAGAAAGGGGUAAAUGAUGAUUAGAUGACUGAAAUAAUAUUAUGGCAAAACAGACAUGAGAGAAAGGUGUUAAGGCU